This is a messenger RNA of Cherax quadricarinatus, 4873 nucleotides long. NCBI's taxonomy places the organism in Eukaryota, Metazoa, Arthropoda, Malacostraca, Decapoda, Parastacidae. The record is from RefSeq and is a predicted model, not a curated record.
AUGUCUACCAAACUGCCAGUAGUACAUAUAACCAAGCCUGAGCCUGGCUACUACAUCAGUCAGUCUGUUAACAAUGGAAUUUGCUCCGUGCUGGAGCAGGAGAAACACAGCUUAAGACGCAAGUUAACCUCCACGGAGAGCGAAUAUGAGGUCAGGAUCCAGGAACUCACCAUCGACCUCCAGAACAUCAAGAGUGAGCUACACACUGAGAGGGACACCAUCAAACACACUGAGAGAGAGAGGAGUCAGUUGAUAGAUCAACUGACUGAACAGAAUCAACGACUCACCACUCAACUCAAGGAGCGUAGCAGACCACACUUCACGAUGCACUUCUCGAACAGGGUAAAGAUCAAACCAGAGAGCGGGACAGUCGAUGACUCGUCCAAGCACUUGCAGCUGUCGGGGCUGCGGGACGAGAUCAACAUGCUGUCGGAGCAGAAGAUGGACCUGGAGCGUAGGAUCGAUAGUCUCCUUGAUGAGAGAGAAGGUCUCAGCUCUCACCUAGACGCUACCUCGGACAGACUCGUUAUGUUGGAGAAACAAUCCAGAGAGCAGGAGGCCAUGUUGAGGAACCGAGACAGAGACCUGGACGACCUGAGGCACACUAAUCUCUCCCUGACGGAUCGUCUGGAGGCCUACAGCAGGAACUCUUCCUCUCCGUCCAUGGGUCACACCUCCCUCCAGAAUGAGAUUGAUAUGAGCGAUCAUGAAGUGUCUCGGCCACACUCUCACCCCAGCAUACCAGAGAACUUACUUGACCUGGAGGAGGACGACAUCAUAGAGUGCGACGACCCACUCUUCCCCUCCACCGACUCUGAAUCACUCAAGACGGGCACAACUAGUCUGCGACAUGAAGUUGUGGAUGCUGUCGGUCAGCUGCGUGUGAUGAUUGACCAGUUGAGACACAGACGCAGAAACUCACUUACCUCGCUCUCUACCAACUCCUCCGAUGAACUCACUCCUGAUAAACUUAAGAGUGGCGUGUUGGGUGGUGUGGUGCGGGAGUUGAAGGGUCUGGUGAGGGACCUACUGCGACGUGAGGCACAGGGUGAGUGUGCUGCCUGUGGCCGCAGUGAAGAUAGGCUCCAGCUCGAGCAAGAGGUCCAUAGAGCUCUCGAGGCCGUCGACAAGCUCAACAUCGAGCUUGCUGACGCCAAGGACAAGCUCAAGGCCAAGAGUGACGAAGCAGCUGACCUGAGCCACCAGGUGACUCUUGGGGAGGCCCAACUGAAGGCUGUGGCCGAACAGCGCGACAACCUCAAGCAUGACCUCGACAAUACUCACCUGGCCAAGGACGAGCUCAUCAAGAAGGUGAGAGAUACUUGGAAGACAUGGGGAAAGGCAGGUACCAACACUGCCUGCGAACCUGAGAUACAAAGUCAGACCAGAGUGAUGAUCUGCGUAAUCCCACAUUGUACCAUUAAGAAUGGCCUCAGCCGCAUUCAGCAGAGUGGAGCUUUGCAGCAAUUGGAACAGUGGCAGGUUGAUAUGCAGCAGCUGCUGGACGAACAGAUGCGCAGGAAGCUGAGCAAGUUGGAGAUGGGUGGGGCUGCUGCAGCCGCAGCUGCUGCCGCACGCUGCCAAGCCGCCAGCGACUCCGACUCCUCGUGUAGUGGCAAGACUUCGCCCAGGAAGAAUUCUCGCCUCUUCUCCAUCCUCACUACCCUUAAGCGGUAACCUCGAGACGCCCAGCGUGGCUACCUUCAUUAUCAAUUUUUAUAACUGUCAUCUCUUCUCUAUCGACGUCAUAUUCCCUUCCCAACAGCUGGUACUCUCAUCUCAAACAGCAAAAUGUGUUUGAACACCUAAUGUCUUGACCAGUGCAAACUUUCAUUGUUAGUUCCACCACACUGUUAACUUUUAGUAACCUCUGCAAAAGUAGAAUGAGUGCAACAACCCCCGCCACAAGUUAACAAGGUCAUUUUGUAAAUCUAAUCUGCUUGGAAUUGUGCAUCAUCUUUCACGCCUGAAAUGACCAUCGGGACAUCACUUGGACCAUCAUGCUGCUUCCAACACCUUCCCUCAGGCAGUGUGAGUGACUGUGGACAGCGCCUGGAUAUUGACGUCUGGCCCAAGAUGAACCCUUCGUGUUUUACCACCUGGAAGUCUGAUAAUUACAGAAUAGCAUUUUGAUUGCAUCUGGUCGCAUUUUGAGUUGUCUUGAACUUCUGAGAGUUCCCUCUAGCGAGGACAGUUGGCAGCUGAUGAGAGGGGUUUUGUAGUCAUCAAGCAAACUUCGCUGUAUGUAGUGAAGAGGUGCUGGUGUCAGCCAUGUAAUAGAUCAAUCCCUCAAGUCAUGUGGAGAUAAUUAAUAAAUAGUAGCUAUAGAUAGAGUAGUUUUGAGUUAAGUAAAUAAAUAUACUCUUCAUCUCUCCAGUGUAACAGAAUCUUGAGUUUUGUAUUGCCUGAGUUAUUCCCAAAGUUUUUACCUCUUAUGCUUCACUACACUGCCAUCACGUCAGUGAAGUAGGUCGUACCACAACAGUUUGAGGUGAAUUGAACAAUGUGUCUGUGUCUGUCUGUGUUUUCCCUUUUGGAGGGUCACUUAGCUGUUAUCCUCAUUCAACAACAAGUUUGAUUUUCUUCAAAUGCAGUUAGGAAGCAGUGUCGUUAAGUUACACAAAUUUACUCGCUGGUUCGCAUUUUGUGGCCCCCAUUCUAAACUGCUCUAAAAUAAUUAGUUAUAUAUUCUUGGCUAGGUAAAUACUAGAGCAAAGUUUAAGUUAUAAUUUAAAAUUUGGAUUGCUGCUGAAUGGGUAGGGCGGUGUUGUUGCGGUGGGCAGGCGGUCUGCAGCCGGAAUACUAAAACAGCUGGUUUAACAUGGUGUUUACGUCUACCGCGAUCACCGACAUUUUCAGUUACUCUUGAGUUGGGUCCUAAGCUUUAAUACAAGCUUUGUCAGCUCUGAUCAUGUUUGGCUUUAACUCUUACUAAUGUGUUGAAAGAAUAGUGAAGUUGGCGCUGCUGAUGAGUACUUAAUGAACCCAUAAUAUUAUGGUAAAUUUUUAUUUUAAGAAGCACUACUUAGUAUGCCUUACUUGGCAUUGAUGUACUUUCAGCAAGCUGGGAAAAUCCUAAUAGUUGUAUAAAUAUACAUUAUAUAUACAUAUAUAAAUAUAAAAUUAUAUUAGUUGUAAUACUUAGCUGUGAUAUAUUGAGCUAUACUUGGCUUACACGAGUUUAAUAUUACCAUGUCUAUUUUUUGUGUAUGGCCAAAUUCGGUGGUCUUUACAAAACUAAAAGUUUUAGUAAGACACUUGCUCUGAUUAAGGUAUUUUAAUGUGGGAUAUUUUAAUGGUGUGUAGCACAUAGCGUCUCAAACCCCUUCCAGAUCUCUCUAGUGUUAAGAUAUCUUAUUUACUAUUUUCACAAUUAUUUGAUUUCUGUUAAACUCUUCUUUGAUAACCUAGGAACUUGUUUAUUCCGUCUUGAGGCUGUGGCUGCAUACACUAUACUCUGUUCCAGCGAUAGUGUUCCAUGCCAGUCCCUUAGAACGCCUUGGGAUGGUGUUUAGUGCCAGCUACCGCCUGGGUUUAAUGUCAGUUUCCCAGAACCGCCUGGGAUAAUUUCAGUCCCCAAAACUAACCUGGAAUAGUAUCCCAUGCCAAUCCCAUUAGAACCCUAUAGGAUAAUUUAUUAUCACUUCCCGUAACUUCCUGGAACGUUGUCCCAUGCCUGGUAGCUCCAGAAUCUUCCUGGCAUAGUAGUUUAUGUAAGCGUAGUUAUAUAAAAUAAAAAGAUUCUCGGAAACUUGUAUAUUUUGAUAAUUUCACCGUGAGAUUCCCAAAUGGAUUUGAGUUUCAUUGCGAGGUUCACUCGGAUUACAAGACCUUAUUUAAAACCGGCAUGGGUCUCUGUGGUGCACACAGAUCGUUACUUUAUACUCGACAGUUUGUUUCAUAUAAUUGUAAUGGGUGUGAUCUAGGAUAGUUAUGGGAACACUACUUGGUGGGUUAAAAUCCUCUGCAUUGCCGCAGCAUUGUCAACAAUCUCGAAUAUUUUUUUCUUCCCUCAAAAACUUAAGAUAAAUAUUGAUUGAUAUGCGAUUUUCCUGCGGUAGAAAUGCCAGUGUCUAUCGACUCAGGAAGAUACAGGAAAGUCCCUCUUGUUAAUAGUUAAGCAUGUUUAGUUAUGUUUUAGUUUUUCUUCAAAUGAAUAUAACUGAAAUGAAGCCAGGGUGUAUAUUAUUUUGUCACCAGCCUCCAUAUAUUUCAUGUUAACACUGGAGGUAGUGUUAAUAGGUUUAGAUUACCAGCCUAUCGACGGCUACGAGGGUCAUAGAGACAGUAUCUACCUGAUUUACCAACUAUAAAUGUUUCCCACAAAGGCGGGUGAUCCAAAGAAGGAAAACUGUCUGCCAUCACUCGUUCUUAAGCUGCCUUUCCACAAGAACACGGAUAUCACGACUUCAGUGAUCAAAUUGUGUACUGUAUAUACACAGAUAACACUUGUCUAUAUAUAUAUCCGUGUCUGGAGGUUCCCCCUCUGAUGAUUUCAUUAUUUGUUUUCCUUCAGGAAGCUACUUUCAAAAGGUAAUUGGCAUUUAUUCACUCAACCUUCUGAUCUGUUUUUUAUUAGGCUAUUGGCAUUUAAUUCUUUGGAUCCUGUCCUCGCGCACAAUUCUUAUAGAAUAAAUUUUUCAUUUCUCUACCCAUUGCGCUUAUAAUUGCAUAUUUUUUUCUAGUUUUAAGUCCCUUACUGACUGGACGUAAUAAUGGUUAACACAGGUUGUUCUAGUAUAAUAAGUGACCUUAUUUAAGGCUGCCUUACUCCCAACAAAUGUUACCUAAAUUUACUGUUUCUGUGAUUUAGAAAAUGUUCUUUUGUAUAUUCAUAUAAUUUUUAUACAAAAUCAUUCACUAAAUUCCUGGA